Messenger RNA from Megalopta genalis, 3834 nucleotides. RefSeq names its product RING finger and CCCH-type zinc finger domain-containing protein roquin (gene roq). Gene Ontology annotation, cellular component: cytoplasmic stress granule. The record is from RefSeq and is a predicted model, not a curated record. NCBI's taxonomy places the organism in Eukaryota, Metazoa, Arthropoda, Insecta, Hymenoptera, Halictidae. Gene Ontology annotation, molecular function: metal ion binding; RNA stem-loop binding; ubiquitin protein ligase activity. Gene Ontology annotation, biological process: nuclear-transcribed mRNA catabolic process, deadenylation-dependent decay; protein polyubiquitination; ubiquitin-dependent protein catabolic process.
CUACAUAGUGAUGUAAAAGGUGUGCGUAAAGGAUAUCGUGCUGAGCUCAUCUCACUACAUAUUUGUGAUUCAUCUGUUCUGACUUCGAUGGCAGAACUAUGUGCGAAGUAAUCGAGUAGUUAAUGUGAUGUUUUGUGAAGGCAAUAACGAGAAUGCCAAUUCAGGCACCACAGUGGACUGAAUUUCUUUCUUGUCCAGUUUGCUGUCAUGAUUUUGAUGUGGCAAUACGUGGCCCUAUAUCAUUAGCAUGUGGUCAUACUAUUUGUCGUACGUGCCUUGCAAAUUUACAUCGUAAACAAUGCCCUUUUGAUCAAAGUAUUAUCAACACAGAAAUAGAAAGACUACCGGUAAAUGAAGCUCUAUUGCAAUUAGUAGGGAAUCCUGUUCCCAUAAAUGUUGCAACAGCUUACCAGAAGUUACUACCACCUGAAGACCAUGCUAAUUAUUUGGCUGCUAAACGUUGCAUUGAGGAACUUGCUCUAUAUCUCAAACCAUGUCAGACAAAUCCGACUCUAGCUGCAGGAGGUAUGGGACUAAUUUCUCGGCCAAUGCAAAGGAAACUUGUGACUCUUGUGGGUUGUCAGUUAGUUGUACCGGAAGGAAGAGCACGUGCAGUGAGAGCAGCUAGAAGUUUAGGAGAAAGAUCAGUUACAGAAUUGAUACUGCAACAUCAAAAUCCGCAACAGCUUAGCGCUAAUUUAUGGGCCGCUGUACGUGCUCGUGGUUGUCAAUUUCUUGGACCAGCUAUGCAAGAGGAAGUACUAAAGCUUGUUCUACUGGCUUUGGAAGAUGGAUCAGCUCUUUCCAGGAAAGUGUUAGUCAUGUUCGUAGUUCAACGUUUAGAGUCACAUUUUCCUCAAGCAUCUAAGACAAGUAUAGGACAUGUUGUACAAUUGUUAUAUAGGGCAAGUUGUUUCAAGGUAUCUAAACGGGAAGGCGAUUCAUCACUCAUGCAGUUGAAAGAAGAGUUUAGGACAUACGAGGCUUUAAGAAGAGAACACGAUGCACAAAUAGUGCAGAUUGCAACUGAAGCAGGGUUAAGAAUAGCACCUGAUCAGUGGUCCGCGUUAUUAUAUGGAGAUACCAGCCAUAAAUCUCAUAUGCAAAGUAUUAUAGACAAACUUCAAACUCCGCAGUCUUUUGCUCAAAGUGUACAAGAAUUGGUUAUUGCUCUUCAACGUACUCCUGAUCCUGGACAAUUAAGUAGUCUAAGACCCCAAUUAGAACGUUUAGCAGCAAUAGAUCCUAGCCCAGAAACUGAACCACCUACAUUAGCAGAAUGUCGUGCAGCAUUAGAAGCUGUCAGAACAGUAGUCGCAGCGUUAGUAGAAUUUAUUCAGCAACAUGGUAAUCGAAAAGCACAGGAUGGUACUCACAAUGUGGGUCCAGGUCAACCAAAAUAUAAAGUGAGCAUGUGUCGAGAUCUUGCACUUAGAGGAUCUUGUCCCAGAUCAACAAGCUGUACAUUUGCUCAUAGUGAUAUGGAAUUGGAUAAAUACAGAUCAAAAAAUAGAAAGCUAAGUAUCAGGUCAAAUUUACCCGCAAGUAAUAAUUCGGAUAUAAAGACGGACAAAUCGGCUACUGGGUCAAAUAAUAAAACAUACAAGCAAAACGAUGAUUUAUCUUACCAUUCCAUAAAAUCACAUGAUAAUACUCAUAGAGAAAAUUUCAAUUCUAUAAAUAAAAUUAAUCCGAUGCAACAUCACACUCCAUCAAGUGAAAACAAUUUCGUUGGCUCUUUAACAAACUACAUGUUACCACCUCCGCAAGGAACGUCACCUAUGGUACCGAACAAAAAUAUGGACAUAUAUUGCUCUCAUUACAUUGUGCCGAAUGCACCUGUUGACUACACUGCACCUAAUCUCAAUAUGUGGGACACGUCGCAAGUUUCACCUAAUGUAACCAAUGGUGUUUCAAAUACUAAAAAGCAGCGGACGGUUGCUAAGACAUUGGCGAUGUUACGGCAACGCAGAAUAGAAAUUUUAAAUGAGCUUGAAACUAUUGUCAACAAACAAGUGCCACAGAUAAAGACAAAUUACGAUAUGCAAGCAGAUACACUAUCGUGCAACUUCUCCAUAUGGACAAACGCGUCAAGUAAUCUUAUGGUUCCUCCGGCAAAUAUAAAUUGUAACAAUAACUUUCGGUGCACAGAUCCGAUCUUAUUCGACGAUGAAUUCGUUCCGCUUGACGCGUCAUCUAGUAAUAAAUAUGGACCAAUUUCUAAAUUAUCCAAAAACAUAAUGAGAUCUAGUAACUGCGUACAACCUACUAAUUUUUAUACAGAAGGAACUGCACCUCCUCCGUAUCGUCCCAUGCCAACGGCGAAUUCUGUUACAUCUUGGUAUUACGGUAAUCAGCCUUAUUCUGCUAUUGCUGCGAAUGGCGAAGUACAGCCUAUCAAUACUACCGGUUUUGGGGACAACUAUAUUACGUUUGGUCGAAAUAUAUCCGAGUCAACUGCACACACUCAACUUUCACGAUCGGAGUGCAUGUCUAAGGAUUUAAUUCUUGAGUCACAAAGAGUGAAGCAACAGCUAAAACAUCUCGAAAAGAAGAUCAAUGAUUUGAAGCUUGCUACACAAGGAGCUACUUUCACGGCCGGAGAAAGGCUAGCGCAAGAACUGCAAAUGAUUGAAGCUGGUAUUAGGGAGAAAGAAAAGGAUGUGCGAAAUUGGAGCCCGUACGGUACUGUACCUUGGAUUCAGUCGUCAAAUAAUCUGCUUGGCACACAGAAUUUUAAUCAAGAUUACAAGCCAGAAGAGGAAGAUACAUACGAGGCUGGUAUUGCGAAUGAUAUGCGGGAGUUAGAAUUGCGAUGGGAAUUUGAACUUCAAGAGCAAGAAAAACAUUGGUCGAGUGAAGAGGACAAUUCUAAAAAAUAAUAGUGAGGCAGUAAGUCUUACUAAGUCGUCUACUUCUUAGAUCUGACCUUAUUCGUUUAAUGGCGACAUGUUUUUUGACAUGCGCGAGAGAGAUCAUUUUUUGUGCGAACUUCCAUGCAUCAGCAUGAUACAUACUUUUUCAAGAGAACGACUGAAAGUGAAGAAAAAAAAUAGAAUUUGUACUAUUUGCAAAGAAAGAAUUUAACGCUCUUCUAAAUACAACUAAAAUAAGAACUCACCACCGGACGAUGACGAUUUAAACAUUAUCACUAGAAAUUCAGAGAAAGGAAAUUAUCAUUCGCUGUUCAACAUUAUAAAAAGAAAAUUUCUCCCGUUGGUAUACUGUAACAUAAAAGUGGAUUCACUACUUUCCCAUGUACUAUGCCUUUGCAAGUCUCUUGGUACAUAGUAUUUGUUCUAUUACCGUAAUCAUGUGUAUUAUCCUCUAAAAUGUUAAAUCAACAUAAAGGAAAAACAUAGCUAUGAAUAUGUGAUAUUUUGAAACAAUUUGUUUAUCACAGUUUGUCAGGUCUUUCAUGAUGAUAAUUCAUAAUUUAGUUAUGCAGGAAGUCGCAUUGUUUUUUAUGUUUAUUAGCUACAGUAGCAAUUUGUUAUAGAGAUCAAUGUAUUGUAAGAAGUGAGAGUUAGCCGCCGCAUUGGGAUUUACAUAUACGAAACCGGUGAAGGUUUGAUGAGAGAUCCGUUAUGGUGUUGUCAUAAUGGCAGCAUUCAUUAAUAAACUGAUCGAACAGACGACGAGAAGCAGAUUUGUUAAAAUUUAACAGAAAUUAAUGUCAGUGUUUUAUAAACAUGACAGGAUGUAGUAUAUUUUGUUUGUAUGUUUGCACAAUGAAGCAAAGGAUAUUAUAUUACUGAUACAUUCGGAAAGAAUGCUAUUUAACCUGCAACGAGGUUACAUGAUAAAAAUAUUACGAAAUACAUAUAGACGUUA